AUGUCUGGAAUAUCAUUGGCUAGAUUGACUGAGGAGAGAAAGCAAUGGCGAAAGGAUCACCCAUUCGGCUUCUUUGCUAGACCACAGAACAACAAAGACGGAUCGACUAACUUGUUUGUUUGGGAUUGUGGCAUACCAGGUAUUACUGGUACAUUGUGGGAGGGCGGUACGUACCCAUUGACAAUGGAGUUCUCUGAGGAGUACCCUUCAAAGCCACCAAAGUGUAGAUUCCCAAAGGACUUCUUCCAUCCCAAUGUAUAUCCCUCUGGCACCGUAUGUCUGAGUAUAGUUAACGAUGAUGGUGAUUGGAAGCCCUCAAUCUCUGUCAAGCAGAUCCUAUUGGGUAUUCAAGAUCUUCUCAAUGCACCAAACCCAAAGAGUCCAGCACAACAACUACCAAUUACACUGUUUGUCAACAAUAUCGAGGAAUACAAAAGAAAGGUAAAGGAACAGGUCAAGCUUUAUCCUCCUCCCGUAUAA
This is a messenger RNA of Acytostelium subglobosum LB1, 480 nucleotides long. RefSeq lists its product as hypothetical. The record is from RefSeq and is a predicted model, not a curated record. Gene Ontology annotation, cellular component: nucleus. Bases 1 to 480 code for a protein of 159 amino acids. The transcript has 4 exons. Gene Ontology annotation, molecular function: SUMO conjugating enzyme activity. Lineage: Eukaryota; Evosea; Eumycetozoa; Acytosteliales; Acytosteliaceae. Gene Ontology annotation, biological process: protein sumoylation.